This is a messenger RNA of Prionailurus viverrinus (fishing cat), 1581 nucleotides long. RefSeq names its product solute carrier family 32 member 1 (gene SLC32A1). The record is from RefSeq and is a predicted model, not a curated record. The coding region runs from base 1 to 1581 and encodes 526 amino acids. Gene Ontology annotation, molecular function: amino acid transmembrane transporter activity. Gene Ontology annotation, cellular component: vacuolar membrane. Gene Ontology annotation, biological process: amino acid transmembrane transport. The transcript has 2 exons. Lineage: Eukaryota; Metazoa; Chordata; Mammalia; Carnivora; Felidae.
AUGGCCACCCUUUUACGCAGCAAGCUGUCCAACGUGGCCACAACAGUGUCCAACAAGUCCCAGGCCAAGGUGAGCGGCAUGUUCGCCAGGAUGGGUUUUCAGGCGGCCACCGACGAGGAGGCGGUGGGUUUUGCUCACUGCGACGACCUCGACUUUGAGCACCGUCAGGGCCUGCAGAUGGACAUCCUGAAAACCGAGGGCGAGCCCUGCGGGGACGAGGGCGCCGAGCCGCCCGUCGAGGGAGACAUCCAUUACCAGCGCGGCGGAGGCGCGCCCCUGCCGCCCUCGGGCUCCAAGGACCAGGCUCUGGGGGCCGGUGGCGAGUUCGGGGGCCACGACAAACCCAAGAUCACGGCGUGGGAGGCGGGCUGGAACGUGACCAACGCUAUCCAGGGCAUGUUCGUGCUGGGCCUGCCCUACGCCAUCCUGCACGGCGGCUACCUAGGGUUGUUCCUCAUCAUCUUCGCCGCCGUGGUGUGCUGCUACACCGGCAAGAUCCUCAUCGCGUGCCUGUACGAGGAGAACGAGGACGGCGAGGUGGUGCGCGUGCGGGACUCGUACGUGGCCAUCGCCAACGCGUGCUGCGCGCCGCGCUUCCCGACGCUGGGAGGCCGCGUGGUGAACGUGGCGCAGAUCAUCGAGCUGGUGAUGACUUGCAUCCUGUACGUGGUGGUCAGCGGCAACCUCAUGUACAACAGCUUCCCGGGGCUGCCCGUGUCGCAGAAGUCCUGGGCCAUUAUCGCCACCGCCGUGCUGCUGCCCUGCGCCUUCCUUAAGAACCUCAAGGCGGUGUCCAAGUUCAGCCUGCUGUGCACUCUGGCCCACUUCGUCAUCAACAUCCUGGUCAUCGCCUACUGCCUGUCACGGGCACGCGACUGGGCCUGGGAGAAGGUCAAGUUCUACAUCGACGUCAAGAAGUUUCCCAUCUCCAUUGGCAUCAUCGUGUUCAGCUACACGUCCCAGAUCUUCCUGCCUUCGCUGGAGGGCAACAUGCAGCAGCCCAGCGAGUUCCACUGCAUGAUGAACUGGACUCACAUCGCCGCCUGCGUGCUCAAGGGCCUCUUCGCGCUGGUCGCCUACCUCACCUGGGCCGACGAGACCAAGGAGGUCAUCACGGAUAACCUGCCCGGUUCCAUCCGUGCCGUGGUCAACAUCUUCCUGGUGGCCAAGGCGCUGUUGUCUUACCCGCUGCCCUUCUUCGCUGCUGUGGAGGUGCUGGAGAAGUCGCUCUUCCAGGAAGGCAGCCGCGCCUUCUUCCCGGCCUGCUACGGCGGCGACGGGCGCCUCAAAUCGUGGGGGCUGACGCUGCGCUGUGCGCUGGUCGUCUUCACGCUGCUCAUGGCCAUCUACGUGCCGCACUUCGCGCUGCUCAUGGGCCUCACCGGCAGUCUCACGGGCGCCGGCCUCUGCUUCCUGCUGCCCAGCCUCUUCCACCUGCGCCUGCUCUGGCGCAAGCUGCUGUGGCACCAAGUCUUCUUCGAUGUCGCCAUCUUCGUCAUCGGUGGCAUCUGCAGUGUGUCCGGCUUCGUGCACUCGCUUGAGGGCCUCAUCGAGGCCUACCGAACCAACGCGGAGGACUAG